AUGGCCACCCAGAUGUUCGAGGGCAGGGGGCACGCAGCCAUCUACCAGAAAUACAGGUUUGCACCGGGCAAAGAGCUGCAGCAAACCAUUCUCACCUACCUGCAGGAGAAGAGAACAAGCCCUGCUGAGCUGGUGGUGGAUGUCGGCUGUGGGUCCGGACAAGGCACCCACUUCCUUGCAGAGCACUUCAAGAAGGUGGUGGGAACAGACAUCAGCGAAGCACAGAUCCAGGAGGCCAGGGAGGGCCCCUCCAUGCCCAACGUCUCCUACCUCGUGUGCCCUGCAGAGGAGCUGCCGUUCGAGGAUGCCUCAGUGGACCUCCUGACUUCAUUUACUGCCGCGCACUGGUUUGAUACCGAGAAGUUCAUGAGGGAGGCAAAGCGCGUGGUCAGGCCGGGUGGUUGCGUGGCCAUCAGCACCUACACGGUGGACAUGAGCCUGCGCUAUGGGAACUGCUCUGAAAAACUGACCCAGGUCUUCAGGCAGUGCUGGGACCUGCUUUUAAAAUACUCACAUAACAGAAUAAAACUUGUCUUGGAAGACUACAAAGAGAUUUUUGAGGCCUUGCCAUUUCAAGACAAGAAGAGAAUCACUGAUAUCUUUGACAAAAUUCCCAUGACUGUUGCUGGUGUGGUGGGUUACUUAGAGUCGUCUUCUCCAUAUCAAGCCUUUAUGAAGAAUGACCCUGAAGCUGCAAAAUCCCUCCUCCAGGAGACUGAAAAGAGGUGA
This is a messenger RNA of Nestor notabilis (Kea), 729 nucleotides long. RefSeq names its product putative methyltransferase DDB_G0268948. Lineage: Eukaryota; Metazoa; Chordata; Aves; Psittaciformes; Psittacidae. The transcript is spliced from 5 exons. The record is from RefSeq and is a predicted model, not a curated record. Bases 1 to 729 code for a protein of 242 amino acids. Gene Ontology annotation, molecular function: S-adenosylmethionine-dependent methyltransferase activity.